ACACGUACGCGGACAAACGAACGAUUUUACUCCUCACGAGCGAUAAAGUGUUAUUGUUUCAUCGACAGAUUUGAAAACAGAAGUGAGUUCUGCUCAUAGAACGCGCGUUGCGUUCGAAAAGAAGGCGGUAUGGAUUGUAAAUCUGAGAGGAAGCGGCCUGUUGCUUUGUUUACAACGGUGAGAUCUGCAGCAGAGUACAAACAUGGAUUAUUAGGAACUGAUCCACCACGAGCAGACGCUGGAUAAGGAGCAUCUUCCACAGAAGCUGGUGUGUGAUUCGAGUGGAGGAUGAGGGCCUCUCUGGCGGUGUCUGGGGAAGAGAAGGGUCUGCGGGCACGACUCGGACGAAUGAGGCAUCUGCUAUGCCAGACUGGGCAUCAUGUGGAUGUGCAGAUGGACGAGGAGCCUGGCGUUUGGCUCAGGAGCUUUCAUCUGCUGGACCUUGAGGAACGUAGUGAGGACCCGGUGCAGGAGUGGGGAGAGGAGGUGGAAGACGGGGCUGUUUAUGGCGUCACUCUUCACCGAGAACCCAUCCAACCCCCACCUGAUGCCGCUGAGAACUCUUCUGCCUUCGGCUUCAUGCAAUACCGCACACUGAAGGUCCGCAGGCUUAAAGCAGCCACUCUGGAGCGGCUUGUUACAGAAUUGGUGAACCCAGAGUGCCCUGACCCAGAAUACAUGCAAAUCUUCCUCUCCACCUACAGAGCCUUUACCUGCACAAAUGCUCUCAUUGAACUCCUUUUUCAAAGAGAGGACAUGGUCACCAAUCUGGACAACAGUGUUUGUGUGAGGAGUUCUCUGCCCCGUCUGAUCCGGCUGUGGUUAGAAGAGUAUCAAGAGGACCUUCGGGACUCUCCAGAUCACCAGGCUCUUCGGUUGCUCUGUGUUCAUCUGCGUCAUCGCCUUUGUUUCAGACGGCUGGUUCAUCAAGCUGAUGCUCUUCUCAGAAAAUUUCAGACUGAAGACAAACACACAUGUACAUCAGCAGUAGCCAGCGCAACUGCUGUGGAGAAUCAGGCAGCUGAAGACACCAUGGACAGACAGGACAUAGAAGAGACAGGGGAUGUACUGGCCUUUCCAGCACGUGACAUUGCUGAGCAGCUCACGCUUUUAGACGCUGAACUCUUUGUUAGAGUGGUUCCAUUUCAUUGCCUUGGCUGCAUUUGGUCUCAAAGGGACAAGAAAGAGAACCGAAAUCUAGCGCCCACGGUCCGUGCCACCAUUGCCCAGUUCAAUGCCGUCACUAAUUGUGUUAUCACCUCUCUGCUGUGCCCUCCUUCCACAUCUCCUCCUGGUUCCCCAUCCUGCACUCAUAGCAGCCCUACACACAGGGCAAAGAUUAUUGAGAAGUGGAUCUCUGUGGCUCAGGAGUGCCAUCAGUUGAGAAACUUCUCCUCUCUGAGAGCCAUCUUGUCUGCUCUUCAGUCCAAUGCCGUUUACCGGCUAAAGAAAACCUGGGCGGCAAUCAACAGGGAGAGCAUGGCUGCUUUCGAUCACCUGUGUGACACAUUUCCUGAUGAAAACUGUGUGCUGGUCAAUCGAGAAAUCCUUGUAGAGGAAGGAAACCAGGCAGCUGAGGUAGACACUCACACUGCUCCAAAGUCUCCCAGACUCAGUCCUACAUCUAAGCACAUGACUCCCUCCAGCGGUGAGGUGCCGUACCUGGGCACUUAUCUGACCGUUCUCACCAUGUUGGACACAGCACUAAGUGAUAAUGUAGAGGGGGGUCUCAUCAACUUUGAGAAGCGUAGAAAAGAGUUUGAGAUUCUGUCUCAGAUCAGGCAGCUGCAGUCAUCAUGUGCUCAGUACAAUCUCCAUUCACAUCCUCACAUCAUUUCCUGGAUCAACAGUGGUAUUCCCCUUUCAGAUCAGAAGAGCUAUGAGUUGUCAAGAGAACUGGAGCCACCAGUUGACCCCUGUCCCAGCUCUCCCAACCUGUGGAGCCACCGACUCAUCACCAAGAAACUGACCUCAUUGCUGUCUGGCAGUGACAACUUCCCUAAGAAGACUUUUGCUGAUCAGAUCAGUGUAUCAUCCUCUGGCUCCAGUGGCUCAGAGAUGGAAGAUCUCGGCAGCCCAAACCUCUCGCCACUUAGAUACAAAGCACAGUCACCAUCUGUAUCCUGUCAGGACAUCUCAGUAGACACACCCACCACCUCUCCAACUCCACCCGGCUCUUUUCGAAGGUGUCUACAGGCGGAUCUGUCUGCCGUGAACCCUGACAGUCCCUCCCCUACUUCCUCAACAUCAUCUUCAUCAUCAUCUCCUUCUCUCAAGCAUCCCAUGUACAAUAAGCAGGUCGCCGAUUCUUGCAUUGUCAGAGUCAGCGUGGAAUUUGGCAACAACGGAAACGUUUAUAAAAGUAUUUUGAUAACCAGUCAGGACAAGACAGCUCAGGUGAUUCAGAGAGCUCUGGAGAAACACAACUUGGAGGAGAUGAACUGCCAAGAUUUUAGUCUCACACAAGUGCUUUCUAACGAUAAAGAGUUGCUGAUCCCAGACAAAGCCAACGUGUUCUAUGCCAUGUGCACCACUGCCAACUUUGACUUUGUGCUGCGCCAGCGUUACAAAAAACUCAGCAGAGCGCCUGCCUCAUCCUGGAGCCCUGGAGCAGUACUGAGAUCCCGCAAGUAACAGCACUGUGAUGACAACUCACAAAAUGGUGGUAUAAUACAUGAAAAACUUGUUUUAAACGUGAACAAAGACUAUAUAACUUCAUGGAAAACUGUGAUGAGCUGGUGACUACUGGAUGUCAGACUGAUGGAUGCAUCAGUGAGCUCUCAAGCACUCUGGAGUCACAAGUUAUGACAGCAUCUCACCCACUCGUGUGUCACUGACUUGUAACAAGGAAACUGUAGCAUUCUACAGCUGCCACAACAGCAGCUCUGAUUUAAAACCAGUUAAAGGUGGAGGAAGAAAGACUCUGAGGAUCUCAAGACCUAGGGAAGUUGCAAUAAUUGGCCACAUCUACUGCCAAUUUAUUCAGAGGUUUUGCUUUGGGAUGUCACACAUGUGAUACCUGAGUUUUACUGAGAAACAUCUGUUUGUAGGUGGAUGAACACAUUUGUUUUAAGUUUGACCUACAAAUAUAGGCUUUUAUGUAGCUAAUAUUCAGCGAUAGGUAAAAAGUAAGUUUUCUAAGUGAAUAAAAAUGUUGAUAUAAUAUAUUUUAUUUAGUUUUAAUAUAAUUUUAAUAAAGAUCACAUUAUUUUAAUUUCAAUAUUUUAAUGUUCUGAUGCAUUUCAGUUUUAGAGUAUUUAACUUUUAUGUGUUAAUCUCGUUUUGUUUGCCUGUGUUGUUCUAUUUCCUUUCAGCUCUUUCUUUUCAUUUUUAGCCGUAUUUAUUUGCAACAAUCAAACCCAUAAGCUGUUUCUUUAUUUUUUAAGACUAUUUCUUUAAGAUCUUUGUACUGAUGCUUGCAUUUCUUUAUCACUUCUUUUUUUCUCAAGUUGAAAAUGUUCUGUUGUUUUUUUAGUAGUGUCAAAUUAAGUAACUCAUCCAUAUUGGAUAUCUUGUUGUGACUUUCUGAGCAAAUUCAAUUCAGAGAACUGAAGUGCACUAGAUGAAUCUCACUGACUUUGUACGUGUUUGUGAACGAUAAAGUAAGUUAGUUGCUGAA
Messenger RNA from Labeo rohita (rohu), 3619 nucleotides. It is a transcript of the gene rgl3a, whose product is annotated as ral guanine nucleotide dissociation stimulator-like 3a. The transcript has 19 exons. The record is from RefSeq and is a predicted model, not a curated record. Gene Ontology annotation, biological process: positive regulation of GTPase activity; Ras protein signal transduction. Lineage: Eukaryota; Metazoa; Chordata; Actinopteri; Cypriniformes; Cyprinidae. Gene Ontology annotation, cellular component: plasma membrane. Gene Ontology annotation, molecular function: guanyl-nucleotide exchange factor activity. Bases 289 to 2634 code for a protein of 781 amino acids.